UUAGGAAACCAAACAUAAAAACUCCCCAAAAAGAACCUCUAGCAAACAAGGGUUUAUGGAGGGCUUUUGAGACUCCAUUUCGUUCUCCUUAGUUCCUCACACUGAUCAUUUGUAUAGCUCUAAUUUAUCAUCUUCUUCCAGAAAAACCCUAAUUCAAAGUCAAUUCACAAUUGAAUUUCUCAUCCCCAAAUGUUGAAGGUUUUAUCAUAUUCAUGUCGAUUCCAGAAUGUUCUCGCCCCUCAUUCCCUGCCGGCCGCCGUAACUCGGAGCUGCACCGAGUCAACUUCGCCGUUGCUCCGAGCUCUGAACUCAUUUCGCAGUUCCAAUUACCCUAAACCUUACAUAUUCCGUGCAUUCUGCUCCGAUUCUUCCUCUUCCGACGGGUCUGACUCGUCGUCUAGUGACGGUGGAGCUGCUGUGAAGGCCGCCGUUGGGGAAGUCGAGGAUGCUGAUGCCAUUUCUCCCAAUGCGAUUCUCCCCACCGUGUUUCGCCCCGAUGAGUGUUUUACGGUUGUGGCAUUACCGCUUCCUCACCGUCCGCUAUUUCCUGGAUUUUACAUGCCAGUCAAUGUAAAGGAUCCCAAGCUGUUAGCAGCUCUAGCAGAAAGUCAAAGAAGGCAAGCCCCUUAUGCUGGUGCCUUCCUUGUCAAAGACGAGCCGGAUUCUGACACAGAGAAGAAUAUUUAUGAUCUUAAAGGACAAGAACUUCUAAAUCGAUUGCAUGAAGUUGGGACAUUGGCCCAGAUUACAAGCAUCCAGGGAGACCAGGUUAUUCUUGUUGGUCAUCGCAGACUUCGUAUAACAGAGAUGGUGAAUGAGGAUCCUCUAACUGUCAAAGUCGAUCAUCUCAAGGAUUUGCCAUAUGACAAAGAUGAUGAUGUCAUUAAAGCAACGUCGUUUGAGGUCAUAUCUACUAUAAGGGAUGUCUUGCAAAGAAGUUCGCUCUGGAGGGAUCAUGUCCAAACAUAUACAAAGCAUAUUGGUGAUUUCAAUUAUCCUAGGCUAGCAGAUUUUGGAGCAGCUAUAUCUGGGGCAAACAAGGUUCAAUUACAGCAAGUGCUUGAAGAUCUAGACGUGCUCAAGCGCUUACAACUAACCUUGGAAUUGAUGAAGAAAGAAGUAGAAAUCAGUAAGAUUCAGGAAACCAUCGCAAAAGCUAUUGAGGAGAAAAUUAGUGGUGAGCAACGCCGUUAUCUUCUGAAUGAGCAGCUAAAGGCCAUAAAAAAGGAGUUGGGACUUGAAACAGAUGAUAAAACAGCACUUACUGCAAAGUUUAGGGAAAGGAUUGACUUAAACAAAGAUAAAAUCCCGGAGCACGUUAUGCAAGUCAUAGAAGAAGAACUUACAAAGCUCCAACUGUUGGAGGCCAGCUCAAGUGAAUUCAACGUCACCCGCAACUAUCUUGAUUGGUUGACAGCAUUGCCUUGGGGAAAUUACAGUGAUGAAAAUUUUGAUGUUAGUCGCGCACAAACGAUACUAGACGAAGACCACUAUGGCUUGUCUGACGUUAAGGAGAGGAUACUGGAAUUUAUUGCCGUUGGAAAGCUGCGGGGAACAGCUCAAGGAAAAAUUGUUUGUCUAUCUGGCCCACCUGGAGUGGGGAAAACUAGCAUUGGGCGUUCCAUAGCGCGUGCUUUGAAUCGCAAGUUCUAUCGAUUUUCAGUUGGAGGACUAUCUGACGUUGCUGAGAUUAAGGGUCAUCGUCGGACUUAUAUUGGAGCUAUGCCUGGAAAGUUGGUGCAGUGUUUAAAAAGUGUGGGAACAGCUAACCCUUUUGUGUUAAUAGAUGAAAUUGAUAAGUUGGGUAGAGGACAUGCUGGUGAUCCAGCAAGUGCUAUGCUGGAGCUUCUUGACCCUGAACAAAAUGCAAAUUUUCUGGAUCACUAUCUUGAUGUCCCAAUUGAUCUGUCAAAGGUUUUGUUUUUCUGCACAGCUAAUGUGAUAGAAAAUAUUCCUGCCCCUCUUUUGGAUCGAAUGGAAGUGAUUUCAAUCGCAGGAUAUAUUACCGAUGAGAAAUUGCGCAUUGCUCGUGACUAUUUGGAAAAGACCACCCGUGAAGCAUGUGGUAUCAAGCCUGAACAGGUUGAGUUCACCGAUGGAGCCCUUCUUUCUCUGAUUGAGAAUUACUGUAGGGAAGCUGGGGUCCGGAACCUUCAGAAACAAAUUGAAAAAAUUUACCGAAAGAUUGCUCUUCAACUUGUGAGACUAAGUGCUGCAAACGAGUCCUUGUCGCUUGCUUCUGACGAGUCUAAAGCUGAUUGCUUUGUUGACUCAAGUGGAAACAUGGUUCAGGAAGAAAACCAAAGUAAAGCUGAAACAGAAGAGAGAAGCCAUGAAGAUAAGUCUGAUAAGAACACCUCGGAUAAUAUAGAUUUUGAACAGGAGCACCCCCAAACAUCUAACGAUGUACUUGAUGACUCAAAGGAUACAACUGAAGUUGAUAAAGCCGAGGAACCGAAGGUGAUUGAGAAAGUGAUGGUCUCUCAAUCAAACCUGACUGAUUUUGUUGGGAAGCCUAUUUUUCAUGCAGAGCGUAUCUAUGAUAAGACCCCUACUGGAGUUGUGAUGGGUCUAGCAUGGACUGCAAUGGGAGGUUCAACUCUCUACAUAGAGACAACCAGCGUUGAGCAAGGAGAAGGAAAAGGGGCUCUUAAUCUGACUGGACAACUUGGAGAUGUUAUGAAGGAAAGUGCACAAAUUGCCCUCACAGUUGCCCGAGGUAUUCUACUUGAGAAGGAGCCACAAAGCAACUUCUUUGCCGAUUCCAAGGUUCAUCUCCAUGUUCCUGCUGGAGCCACUCCCAAAGAUGGGCCUAGUGCUGGGUGCACUAUGAUUACUUCACUGCUCUCUCUCGCAAUGAAGAGACCUGUUAAGAAGGACUUGGCAAUGACUGGGGAGGUAACACUCACUGGGAAGAUACUUCCAAUUGGCGGGGUAAAGGAGAAGACAAUAGCAGCUAAGAGGAGUGGAGUAAAGACCAUAGUUUUUCCUGCUGCUAACCGAAGGGACUUUGACGAGCUUUCCUCAAACGUGAAAGAAGGGCUAGACGUCCACUUUGUAGAGGAAUACAGAGAAAUAUACGAUCUAGCAUUUAGCGAGGACUGAGGAUAACAUUGCACAACAUUGGUAAAAAAAAAGAACAUUUUCUCAUUUUCAAGAAACAAAGAACUCUCACAUCUGAUGUUUGAAGGCUGAAUCCACUUUCAGGUUGUUUUCGUUUGUGGGUGUGCGAAAAAAGGAAGGUGGAAAGCGUAUGACAUAAUUUUCGUGUCAAUCAUGGAUAUUCAACUUUUGAUUUCUAGUACUUGUACAUUUUUUCUGUAACAUUGUGGUACUACAGCUCAGGGGAUAGUAAUCAUUCUUUUACAUCGAUGUACCAAUAGCAUCCGAAAUAACAUGAAUUUUUGUCAGAAAUAUAAAAGGGAAGAGUUCGAAAUUUCAAAGGAACAUAUUUCCCAUUACUUCAUGAUGGUUAGAUUUUUCAACUCUGUACAAUGCUUGAAUUGACAGGGGAAAUGGAUUUUGUUGUCUCUUUUUGAUUUGAGAGGGUUGAUAAUAACCCUGUAACUCUGUAAGUAUAUUUCUAUAUUCGAAUGAAAAUAUUUCCCAAGCUUGUUUCA
Spinacia oleracea (spinach) is the source of this 3620-nucleotide messenger RNA. RefSeq names its product lon protease homolog 1, mitochondrial. The record is from RefSeq and is a predicted model, not a curated record. Gene Ontology annotation, biological process: protein catabolic process; chaperone-mediated protein complex assembly; mitochondrion organization. Lineage: Eukaryota; Viridiplantae; Streptophyta; Magnoliopsida; Caryophyllales; Amaranthaceae. Bases 190 to 3105 code for a protein of 971 amino acids. The transcript has 20 exons. Gene Ontology annotation, molecular function: ATP-dependent peptidase activity; ATP binding; single-stranded DNA binding. Gene Ontology annotation, cellular component: mitochondrial matrix.